This is a messenger RNA of Acyrthosiphon pisum (pea aphid), 2509 nucleotides long. RefSeq names its product dymeclin. Gene Ontology annotation, biological process: Golgi organization. Gene Ontology annotation, cellular component: Golgi apparatus. The coding region runs from base 340 to 2205 and encodes 621 amino acids. Lineage: Eukaryota; Metazoa; Arthropoda; Insecta; Hemiptera; Aphididae. The transcript is spliced from 13 exons. The record is from RefSeq and is a predicted model, not a curated record.
GCUGAUAACACGCGGUGUGCCAUAGAUAAGAAUUAAGAGCGUACGCGGACGAAUGCAGCAGCGGCGGGCGUACCGUAGACAGAAAAAGUUCUGCGACGAACGGAAGGAACGGGAAAUCGUGAGCGCAAACGCCAUUUGUUCGUGGUAUUUCUUUACGUCGUCGAUUUUGCGUUUCGAUCCGGUCGGUCGGACACGCGGCAUUUCGGUCCAUUCGCGCACCACGACCACCAGCCGAUGCGUUUUUCGGCCUCCCGACGGCUCCUAGGACCGGCACGUCAUUAGCUGACGGAGCAGAGCUGUGACGUUACGAGGUGGGUGCAGCCAACGUCCGUCGUUAUCAUGGGCGCCGGACCGAGUCACGGUGAACUGGCCGACAACGACUGUCUGCUGCGGUUGGCCGGUGAGCUGGAGAUUACAAUAGACGACCCUUUCUGGGACACGUUCCUCACAUUCUCAUUGAACCCGCCAACCUGUAGCCAAGACGACAAAAUGUUGACUGACCGCCUCAAGAGCAUCUGUGAAUCACUGGUUGUCAAUAACAGAAACACGUCCAAUUUCAAGACAUUGAUCAGACUGCUGUUGGAUAAAGUGGAUUUCCAAAAGCUAGAAGCCGAAGAAAACAAUAUUCUACGGUGGCAAGUAUUCAAUGGACUGUUUAUUGCUCGAUAUUUUCUCAAAUAUCUUGUUCAAAAUUCUAAAGAAAUUGAACUCAUCAAUCAAUUUGAGUUACAAACCGAUGGAAUUGAAGUAGCAUUAGGUGACCGUAAAGAGUAUGCUGUUCCAGAAGAUUUAAAUGAAACAACAUCAUUCAAGUUUUUUGCGCUUUUAGUUAAAAUUGUUUCUGAAUUAAAAGUAACGGAUUCUACCUAUUCAAUUCACUUAGAGAGUUUAAAUUGUAUUAUUAUUGUUUUGUCAAUUCAAAUGUAUACCAUUCAACCAUCUAGUAGUCUCAUCAUAUACAGAAUAUUCAUGGAAAAUAUUGAUGCACCAAAAUUGUCAAAAGCAUUGUUACAAAGAUAUACAGAGCAAAUUAAGCCACCCAUGAUGUCAGGAGGUGGAAUUUUCUAUGGAUUAGCUUCAAACUUAUGGAACAUACUGACACUCAGUACUAAUGUUCCUGUCCAAACGAAUCAGAGUCCAUUAAGUUCAUUGUCAAUUAGUGUGUUGUUGAUAUUGAUUAAUCACUGUACAUCACCGCCACCUCCAAAGGGAAACCCAUAUCGUACUUGCAUUGCUUCACUAUCUGACAAUCUUGUGGUUAUAUACCAAUUUUUGGGUGAGAAUCCAGAUGCUCCAUUAAGUGAAGAAAAGACUUUAUUACUGUAUCAUUUGAUACACUGUAACCCUAGCUUUAAAUCAUUUCUUCUGGCUCGCACUGAUAUUGAAGUAGUGUUGAUUCCACUUUUAAGAACAAUUUACAAUACACAGAGUAGUAGAUUUCAACAUAUGUACAUGGCUCUUAUUGUACUGUUGAUACUCACAGAAGAUCAACUCUUCAACAAAACCGUCCACAGUAUUAUACUGAAAGGUGCAACUUGGUAUCAAGAAAGAGUGGUGUCUGAAAUUUCUCUAGGAGGUCUUAUUAUUUUGGUCACUACGAGAACAGCACAAUACAAUUUACUGAAAAUGAGAGAUAAAUACUUACACAUUAAUUGUUUUGCGGCAUUAGCAAAUAUGUCAUCGCAAUUCAAUCAGCUGCAUCCAUAUGUUUGUCAAAGAAUGUUGAGCCUAUAUGAGGUGCUGUCAAAAACAUUUUUAAGAUGCCCAAACCAAGAUAUGAGUGCCAUUGAUGAAGCAUUGCGUAUAGUAUUGGAAGUGAUAAAUUCGUGUCUAUCCAAUCAGCUAAUACACAAUCCUAAUUUAGUGUAUGCUCUACUCUACCAACGCAAGGUGUUUGAGCCGCUGAAGAGCCAUGAAGCAUUCCAUGACGUAAUCCAGAACAUAGACAUGGUCAUAACAUUCUUUUCGGCAAAACUCGAGAGAGAAGAAGAAUUAUUGAAUUCAUCUGAUGUAAAUACAAUGUUGUCCCGGGUGCAACAUUGGUCGCUUCAAUGGCCCAGAGACCUUAUGAAGAAAUUCCCAGAUCUUAAAUUCAAAUAUGUGGAAGAAGAGAAACCCGAGGAAUUUUUCGGUCCAUACGUUUGGUCAUUGGUGAACAUAUUGUCUGGUAUUAACUUUGAAUCAACUCUCUAUAAAUUGAAUUAAUUGACAAUAAUAUAAAUUUUAAGUUUUAAAUAUUAUUAAUUUUGUUUUUCAAUCAAUACUUUAUAUAUUUUUUUUUGUUAACAUAUGAUUGUGUGAUAAGAGAUUGUAUGUAUUAUGUACAGGUAAAUAAAUACUAAAAUGCUUUACUUAAACCACAGCUUUAGAUAAACUAUAUAAAUAUUAUCUAUAGCCGUGGCUUAAACUAUUGUUAUACUUCCUGAAAUAUAUUUAUAGUAAUUAUUUUCAUAAUUUAUUGUUGAUUUUUUUAUGUAUUUAUAAUAAAAAAUAGUAUAUGUUUUUCCCA